Messenger RNA from Monosiga brevicollis MX1, 2624 nucleotides. RefSeq lists its product as uncharacterized. Bases 138 to 2624 code for a protein of 828 amino acids. Gene Ontology annotation, cellular component: kinesin complex; microtubule. The transcript has 8 exons. Gene Ontology annotation, biological process: cytoskeleton-dependent intracellular transport; microtubule-based movement. The record is from RefSeq and is a predicted model, not a curated record. NCBI's taxonomy places the organism in Eukaryota, Choanoflagellata, Craspedida, Salpingoecidae. Gene Ontology annotation, molecular function: microtubule binding; ATP binding; ATP hydrolysis activity.
ACCUCCGCCCCCAUCUUCCCUACUCUCCCUCUUCCCAACUUGCCGACGGCAUUGAUUCGGUCAGGGGCUACCCUGCCAUUCUGAAGGCAAGCUCGCCAACUUCUUCAUUUCUCUAACUGAGAAACAGCACCAGUGCCAUGAGUGACAAUGUCAAAGUUGCCGUGCGGGUGCGGCCCUUCAACCGGCGUGAAAAGGACCGCAAUGCUCAGCUCUGCAUUGAAAUGAAGGGUGCACAAACCAUCAUCCGUGGUGACGCAGGCGAGAAGAAGUUUACUUUCGACUACAGCUACUGGUCUCACGAUGGGUUUGAGGAACGAGAGGAUGGCCUCUUGGUUCCAACUUCACCAAAAUAUGCCGAUCAACAGCGUGUGUUCGAGGAUUUGGGUCAGCUCGUUUUGGAGAAUGCCUGGGAAGGUUACAACUGCAGCCUUUUCGCCUAUGGCCAGACCGGCUCUGGCAAAUCCUACUCCAUGGUGGGCUAUGGCGUCAAUCGAGGCAUUGUGCCCAUUUCGUGUGAGGACUUGUUUCGUCGCAUGCAAGAACAGGCCGACAACCCAAUGAUGCGCUUCAAGGUGUCUUUCUCCAUGCUCGAGAUUUACAAUGAGCAGGUUCGCGACUUGCUCACUACCAAGAACAAGCAAGGUGGCCUAUCCGUGCGUGAGGACCCCUCUCAAGGCCGCUUCGUCGUGCGUGAUCUCAAGAACGCAAAGGUCGAGUCCUACCGCGACAUCGAGCAUCAGAUUGAGAUUGGCACCCGCAACCGAACGGUGGCCUCAACCAACAUGAAUAGCACCAGCUCGCGCGCCCACACCAUCAUCUGCAUCACCUUUGAAAAGAUCACCAAGGAUCCUGAUAGCGGCCAGGAAAUGUCCAAGCGCUCCGAGAUCAACCUUGUGGAUUUGGCAGGUUCCGAACGUGCCGACUCGACUGGUGCCACCGGCGAGCGUCUCAAGGAGGGCAGCAAUAUCAACAAGUCCCUCAGUACUCUGGGCAACGUCAUUGCCGCCUUGGCAGAGAAUCGCAAGGGCGCUCACAUCCCUUAUCGUGACUCAGUCUUGACCAAGUUGCUAAAAAAUGCUCUCGGUGGCAACUCCAAAACCAUCAUGAUCGCUGCCCUCUCCCCGGCCAGCAUCAACUACGACGAAACGCUGAGUACGCUGCGUUAUGCCGAUCGCGCCAAGCAGAUCAAGAAUAAGGCCGUUGUCAACGAAAGCCCGACCGAAAAACUCAUUCGUGAGCUCAAGGAGCAGGUCGAGGCGCUGAAGGCUCAGCUGGGUGGCAACAUUCCAGCGGCCCCGGGUGGUGAUGGAGCUGCCUCAGUGGACGUUGAGGCUCUGCGUCGUCAGAUGGAGGAGGAAAUUCGGUAUAUGGAGGCUCUUUCCAAGGAGAUGGCGUUUCAAGAGGAUCGAGAGACAGGCUCUCGCGAAGAGGCUGAUGCCCAGCACGCAGAGCUGGAGGCAGCCAAGCGCAAGCAAGCAACCGUGUGCCAUUUUAUUAACCUCAACGAGGAUCCAGCUCUGGACCGAGUUAUUCGACAUUUUGUGGAGGGGGACACUGUGAUGGUGGGCAAGUGGUCUGAGAAUCAAAACGAGGCUGAAAAGCCCGAUGUGGUUCUCAGCGGCCUGAGCAUCCGCAAGCACCAUGCCAAAGUUUUGCAGGCUGAUGGAAAGAUCACCAUCGAACCGGGAUCGGCCGUGGCCGAGACCAAAGUGAAUGGUGUCAAGAUUGACAAGCCCACUGACCUACGCCACAACGAUCGCGUGCUUUUUGGCACCAACAACCUCUUCCUCUUUAUCAACCCGCAGCAUCCUGAACCGAGCGAGGGAACACCGGAAACGGUUGAUUACGAUUUUGCUCAAUCGGAGCUUGCUCGGGCCUCAGGCUUUGACAUGGACGGCAAGGAUCCGGAUGAGCAGCAACGCAUCGAGGCCUUGCUCGAGAUGUUGCCCAUGAUUGCUGAGGUGAACGCCAUCAGCGAUGAGAUGCAAAAGGCCAUCAACUUUGAAGUCGCGCUGGUCAGCUCACAGCUGCUGGACACUACCGGUCUGAGCCGCACACACACCACAUCCACUCAAGUGAUGAUCAAGGGCAAGGAGCGAGAGACGGGUAACGAGUGGCUUCUGGACCGCGGCGAGUUUGUGGAGCGUCGCUUCCGAAUGCAAGAAAUCUAUCAAGAAUGGUCCUAUGACCCCGAUCAGGAGGCCCCUCAGUUUGGUCCAGCCGUGGAUGCCACGGAUCCCUUUUAUCUAGAGCAUGCCACCUUUGUGGUGGGCGUGUCGGCUGUCUUUGUCAAGCAUCUGGCGCACGCUCUUGACUUUGACGGCGAGUACGACAUUAUCGAUUAUCAGGCACAACCCCAGGGCAAGGUGGAGGUCUCCUUCACCCCGUGCAUGGCGGACGGUGCCCCCUUGGCGGAUGACUUUGAUCUAGAGGACCCCUCGGAUCUGAUUGGCCAGGCCUAUUACAUCAAGGUGGGUAUGGGGUGGGGCUGUGGCUGCGCGGUAAACGAAUCGUUUUUUGACUCUUCGCCUGGGUUCCCUUGCUCAUCCUUGGCUCGGCCAAUCAUGUAUAGGUGGAUGUCCGGUCGGCCUCGGUCAUGCAGGCCAAAUUCUCAAACGCAUUAG